GAAAGAUUGACAGGAGUGUUUGACUUAAUCGCGACAAUGAACUUUUUCAAGUGCAGUCCCAUACUGAAACCCUUUCUCAUGCAGGGCACACAGCUGCGAUGUGCUAAGUGGUAUCCAGACGCCGAGUUUUUCGAACAGUUCAAGGGUCCGGUAAUGUAUCCCAACGAAAUUACCAAACGAUUCAAAAUGCAGCCGUACAAUGCCACGAGUUUGCCCAAGGAACUUAGGUUUGUGAAUAUGGUGAUCAACUUUGGACCUGCACAUCCGGCUGCUCAUGGGUGUCUUAGAUUGAUUGCUGAACUUGACGGAGAGAUUGUUAAACGUUUAGAUCCUCAUAUAGGCUUAUUGCACCGAGGUACCGAAAAACUAAUUGAACACAAAACUUAUAUGCAAGCUAUGCCAUACUUUGAUAGACUGGACUACCUCUCCUGUAUGGCGAAUGAGCAUGCAUACUGUCUAGCCGUGGAAAAUCUGCUGGGGAUAGAAGUACCGCGUAGAGCAAAAUACAUAAGAGUACUGUUUUCUGAGAUAACUCGAUUGAUGAACCACUUGGCCGCAACAUCUUUUUUGACGUUAGAUGUAGGAGCAAUUACGCCUCUCUUUUGGUUUUUCGAGGAACGAGAAAAGCUGUAUGAGAUAUGCGAGCGAGCUUGUGGAGGCAGAAUGCACGCUGCUUAUUUUAGAGUCGGUGGUGUUAGUCAGGAUAUUCCCGUGGGAUUAUUGCAUGACAUUUACGAGAUUGUGAAGAAACUACCAGAGAGAAUAGAUGAAAUGGAAGACGUCGUUACCAAAAACAGAAUUUUUAUAGCUAGGUGUAAAGGGCUUGGUAUUACUACUGCACACGAAGCUUUAAACAGAGGAUUCACAGGUGUGAUGUUGAGAUGUACCGGUGUUAAAUGGGAUUUGAGAAAAACGCAGCCCUAUGAGAUAUACGAUGAGCUAGAGUUUGAUGUUCCUGUUGGGAAAAAUGGAGAUAUUUAUGACAGAUAUUUGAUACGAUGUGAAGAAAUGAGGCAGUCAUGCAGGAUGGUCAUACAGUGCAUAAACAAGAUGCCAAUGGGUGAAGUGAAGACAGACGAUCACAAAGUUACACCACCUACUAGAGCUGAGAUGAAAGCAUCAAUGGAAAGUGUGAUUCAUCACUUUAAACUAUUUUCCCAAGGAUUCCAAGUGCCUCCUGGGACCACCUAUGCCUCUAUAGAACAUCCUAAAGGUGAAUUUGGCGUUUACUUGAUAUCCGAUGGCAGUUCGAUGCCAUAUCGGUGUAGGAUUCGACCUCCCGGGUUCAUUCAUCUCGCAGGCAUGGACUAUUUAUGCAAAAAUCAGUUUUUGGCUGAUGCUGUUGCAGUUCUGGCUUCUCUAGAUGUGGUAUUUGGUGAUAUCGAUAGAUAACUUCAGCUUACCUUUUGUUAAUAAUAAUCAAAGCUAAUAAAAUAUUAU
Messenger RNA from Acanthoscelides obtectus, 1440 nucleotides. NCBI's taxonomy places the organism in Eukaryota, Metazoa, Arthropoda, Insecta, Coleoptera, Chrysomelidae. The record is from the annotation of a GenBank genome assembly.